Bombyx mandarina (wild silkworm) is the source of this 1112-nucleotide messenger RNA. RefSeq lists its product as uncharacterized. The record is from RefSeq and is a predicted model, not a curated record. Lineage: Eukaryota; Metazoa; Arthropoda; Insecta; Lepidoptera; Bombycidae.
AAAGUAAUAUUAAUGGUCUAUGUUUGAUGAGUGGUUUUAUAACCGCAGAUGUCAUGUGUAACAAGUCGUUGAACUCUCAGUAAAUUCCUCCCAUUUUACUUACUACUUAAUUUCAUCUUACGGAGCAUCUACAGGGUUAUAUUACUUCUUAAAAUUCUAUUUCAUUUGAUUUAGUUCCACUUCACAUUUCAUACGCAUGGCUUUACAAAAAGUUUACGUUCUUACAAAAGAUCUGGCUGCUUGAACUGUAUUACUUUUGCCUGUUGAACGGAGGAACAAAAAACAAAAAAGCAAGCAACGGAAAUUGUUUACAUUUGAAAAAAUAAAACAAUGUCGGCUUUUAAAACUUUAAAAGAAGUCAGUCAGAACUUCGAGCAGGAGUUAAAGCAGCUGUCCAAUGUGCUAUUCUCCGCUAAAAUCGGAGAGACCUUCGAGGAUGCGGUUUCAAAGAAACUGCAGGAGCUAUCUCUAUUCUCCUCCAAACUUAAGCUUCUGAGAGCGAGACCUGUAUCACUGACUCCACAAAUAACGGAACAAGUCAAGACCGAAGAAAUCAUUAAAGAAUACGGUGAUGUAGCAGCUAUCAAAUUAUUAGAGAAGGUCACUGUGAAAUGCGUUGCACAAACACAUGCUGUAAAAAAACUUAUAACGACACCUGACAGAGCUCUGGACGCUGAGAUGCUUACAAGGAAACAAAAUAUAAUGGAAGCCUUGACAAACUAUAGAGAUAAGGAAACUAGUCUUCGUCACUUUGAGAUGAUAUUACAAGAGAAACAGUACGAGCAAAAUUUGUUGCGGGCUGAGUGGGAUAAAUCGCUCGGUGAAUUGAGGGAUAUGAAGGCAGCGGUCAGUGACGACGAGGAAAUGGACACCAACAGUGCAUAUUAUGUACGCCUUCGAACCUUGGUCUCGAAGAUGGAGAUGAUAAGGUGGCUUAUAGGAAGAUUGGUUGUUUGUCGUAAGGAGAGCAGAAACGACCCCCGAAGAGCCCUGCAAGCUUUGAAGAUGGCCAGACAAGUGUUAGAUGUUGAUACGUUCAUGUCGGAUUAAUAUAUAUAUGAUUCUUUUUGGUUGUCUUUUAUUGAGCAACACGGAUUUCUACAGCAAUCAUU